AUGCCCCACUCACCAUCACCACCACCUCGAGGAGGAUAUCGUCGCUCAUACAGAGACGAAUCACCUCCCUGGGCCGCAAGGGAGAGGGAUGACUAUCGAUAUAGAGGGGAGAGCUCGAGGUACAGAGAAUACGACAGACGAGAUCCCAGGGAUGAACCUGGAUACGGCAGUAGAGGUGGAUAUGGAUACGGCAGAGAUAGGGAGUAUGAUUACGAUGGUGGUAGAAGAAGGGGAGGGAGUCCGUUGAGAAGAUCGUUUUCGGUCUCAUCAAGAGAUUACGAUUAUGAUCCUUCACCACCAAAACCUCGACGGUCAAGGUCGAGAUCAAGAUCAAGAUCCAGGUCAAAGUCACGCUCAAGGUCUAGGACAGGCACACCGGAAGAAGGUCAAAUAACUUCACCUCUGCCAUCUUCAAACGAAAAUGCACCUGCCGCUGUGAAGUCUAGCUCAAACCCUGCUGGAUUACCACCUCGACCUAGAUCCCCACCUCCGCCCAUCAGUAGUAGGAGAAGAUCAAGAUCACCUCUCCCUUAUAGGGGUUAUGCGAGAGAAAGGGAAAGAGAGAGGGAUUGGCGCGAUAAAGAUAAAGAUAGGGAUUAUUACUAUAGGCGAUCCCGAUCACCUUAUUCGCCUCCACCCGUGAGGAGGAGAGGAGGAAGAUCACCUUCCAUCGUUUCCUCCAUAUCCACCAGAUCACCUUCUUCCAGACCAUCUCCCGUAAAGCGAUAUCAAUCAAGGAGCAGAUCUCCCGAGAGACCUCCAAGACAAAGAUCAAGAUUCCCUUCUCCUGCUCCAGUUUCCACCCCCAUUACUCCUGCACCUCCCCCACGUCCUAUACCGGUUGCUGUACCACUAUCAAAUAGUUCGAUAGGUAAACCUAUGCUGAACAAAAUACCACCUUCGGCACCUCGUUCAGAGAGAUUACCAAUACCAGGCUUACCGCCUACCGGACCUAGAGCGUUGGCUCAUCUGAAUACACCUGUUCCUGUACCACUGGGUCGUACGUUGGGUAUGAAUCGAUCAAUCCCACCAACGGCUCCCGCUCCCGUUGUAAAAGAAGAAAUCAGACCUUCACCCUCAACUCCUUCGGCUGGAUUAUCAGAUCCAUCAAAACCACCACCAACUGCCGGAGGGGUGACGGGCACACCGAGAUUAUCGUGGUCAGAAAGGAAAACUCUCCUCUCACCAUCAACAUCAACCAGUAUAAAUCAAAGCACCACUCCCGAACCUACUACAAUCAGUCCUACACCUACACCCACGCCCGGUCCAGUAGUGAUCAACCCAUAUACUGGAAAACCAUUCGGACAAGCUCGUGCUGCUGCAGCUCAAGGUAACUCAUCCCCUGCUGCAUCAAGCACUCCAAGUAUAAUGGAAGAUAUCAAACCUAAGAUAGAUGAAAUAGAUGCUCGUCCACCUACUCCGCCAGUGAUUCAUCAGGAUGCGAAACCUUCCAUCGAACCUACCUCAACGCUUACCCGUCCCAAUCCACCUACAGGACCUUCGCAUCGAACUUCGUCAGUAUCGGUACCGGUACUCGUACCGGUUGUCAGUGAGGCUGAGUUGGCAGAAAGGAAGGCUAAAGAAGAGGAAAGUAGGAUAUUAGCCGAAUUACCAAGUUUGAAAGUUCCGUUUGGUGGAUUAUCAUGGGAAAUUGAGUUAUCGAAUUAUAACCACCGAAUGAUAAGUUUAUCGAAUAAUACUCUACGUGCUCAAUCUGCAGCGAGACACGCAGCUAUGAUCUUAGCUGAUGCUGAAGCUGAGAGGAUAGCAGCGGGAGAAAGGAGGAAGAUUUGUGAAGAUCAAUUGUUGAGUUUCAGCGUGGGCAUCAUUCCUGGUGUAUAG
Kwoniella botswanensis is the source of this 1842-nucleotide messenger RNA. RefSeq lists its product as uncharacterized. The record is from RefSeq and is a predicted model, not a curated record. NCBI's taxonomy places the organism in Eukaryota, Fungi, Basidiomycota, Tremellomycetes, Tremellales, Cryptococcaceae. The coding region runs from base 1 to 1842 and encodes 613 amino acids. The transcript is spliced from 2 exons.